Molecule: messenger RNA, 2505 nt
Organism: Colletotrichum navitas
Lineage: Eukaryota; Fungi; Ascomycota; Sordariomycetes; Glomerellales; Glomerellaceae
Product: G-patch domain-containing protein
Exons: 4
Coding region: 1-2505 (834 amino acids)
Biological process (GO): mRNA splicing, via spliceosome
Cellular component (GO): nucleus
Molecular function (GO): RNA binding
Source: RefSeq, a predicted model, not a curated record
AUGACCAUCCGCAGAACGUCUGGCUGGUUUGAGCUUCCGCUAACUUCCCCACGGGACGACGAGACGCCUCUAGGUCUCCCCCCAGAAACAACCUCGAGCUGUCCUACGACGACGACGACGACAGCUACGCCGCAGAGGACGCCCGUCAACGCGACCCCGAUCGCUCUCGGGAUCGCUACUGGGACCGUGACACCACAGAGCACCGCGCCAGAGACUACGAUCGCUACUAUCAUGGACCGCCGUCCGAGGCCUACCAGUCACGUCCUGGAUCGAGAGAUCAAGGCGGUCCUGGGCAUGACGAUAUGGAUCGCCGUCAUGAAGACCCUCCGCUACUUCACCCACAUGACGGCCACGACCGCGGACCACGUCGUCACGAUCGAGGUGGCCGGGGCUACCCUCGCUCUUACUACGACAAUGGUCCUCGCCGCCAUGAUGCCCGAUAUGGUUCUGACGAGGAUUUUCGUCAUCUUUCCACCUCUCCAGGUGGCAGCCCAGGUCGUUAUCCUCGUCGCGAUCGUUCUGCAUCGCCUCUUCGACAAGCUGGUGCUCCCACCCGUCUUUCCCGAUAUCCAGCCGUCGACAUUCGCCUUCCUUCUGGACGAGUUCGGCAGCGUCGAAAACGCCAUCGACUUCGUCAAAGAGAACUACCCCAAGCUGGUGCUUGACUUUGCCGGUUUGGUGGAUGGUGACGCCGAUGGAAUGACCUCCAUCUACAUUCAUUACGCCAGGAACCGCGACGACGCCGAGCGGGAUAGUCGCGCCGGCCUAACGCCCAACUGGAACUGUCCCACGUGCGACUUUUCAAAUUACGCAACGAGAAACCGCUGCAAAAACUGCGGUGGUCCGCCUACAGAUCCAUCGCAAUACCGGCAUCUGCUGACGGGCGAAAGCGAUGCCGCUGACACCCCUUCACAGAUUUUGGUCUUCUUUCCGUUGGCACCCUCGGUCAACGAGGAUGUGUUCUCAGCGGGCGCCGCAAAGCUCCAACUAGUGCAGAGGCCGGCGGCCUCGAAGGGCUCCGGCGACCAGCCGAAGCUCAAGUCUACUGCGCCUACCGGUGACGCAUCUGGAUACGGUGCCAGGCCAGGCUCGCUGCAUCGCACCUUCCUGAUGCGAGACCAGGACACGAACGAGUCCUUCAACUUUGGGUUCGCCGAAUUCUGGACCGUGGAGGAUGCUUUGGCAGCGAUGAAAAAGUUCAAGAUGAUGCGCGAAUUCACCAUUGCCUCGGAACCCGUGACGGUCUCCACCAUCCAUCUCGGCGUCUUUGUGCCAGAACUCCGCGAGGUCACUCGUGCCAUUGAGCGCGUCUCUUUCAACCCGUUGUUCAACCCGGCCCUCCGCGUCAAGUACUGGGAGCCGCACGUCUACCCCAGCGAAAGAGUCAUCACCGAGGCCCCUCCCGGCGGCACCGCUACGGACGGAAGCAAGACUGAUGCGAAUGAAGAGUCCAAGAAGAACAAGAAGCGCAAGGCAGAUGGAAACCUGGCCUCCUCAUCAACCAAGAAGUCUGUACCGAUGGCUGGCCAAAUGGCGUUCUGGCAGAGGCGGCAUGACGAAAUCCACGAGGGCAAGCGGGCUGCGGACGCUUCCACCGGGAACGACAACGGCGCCGACCCGCGACGGUCCGAGGAGCGCGCGCCCGUCAAGAUCUCGCUGUCCGGCUCAAACGCGAUUUCAGCCGGCCCGAUCAAAAUUUCGCUGUCGGGAGCGAGCCUGCCAAAGUCCCCGGCACCGACGGCCACGCCACCCAGCGAGGCUGCGCUGGAAUCUGGAGGCCCGACAUCUGUGCCCGCAGCGACGACCGACAGCGGAACCCCAGACCCAACAUCGACGGCGGAGGCAGCGGUGUCGUACGUCGACCGCGAGAAGAUCUGCUGCCUGAUCUGCAUGAUGAAAUACAAGACCUUGGACGACCUCAACACGCAUGAAAAAUCGAGGAACCACAAGAACGCCAUGGCGGACGACGACAAGGUCAAGGCCGCCAAGCCCCGCCUGGCUGCCCGAGACAAGAGGAUGGCGGCGAAGCAGGCGGACGAGCAGCCCAAGGGGGGCGAGGAAUCGGGACCCCAGUACCGAGACCGGGCCAAGGAACGUAGAGAGGUCUUUAAUCAGCCGGCGAAGCCCAAGGUCCCGCCGCAUGGCGGCAAGCCCUCAUCAGCAGCAGCAGCAGCAGCAGCAACAACAACAGCAACAGCCACCAAGAAGAAGACGACAACGGCAGCAGUAGCGGCCGCCCGGCCGCCACCGCCACCGCAGUCCAAGGGUGCCGGGAUGCUGGCCAAGAUGGGCUGGAGUGCGGGCCAGGGCCUCGGCGCCAAUGGCGACGGGCGCACCGAGGUGAUUGCUACGCACGCGUACCAGGAGGGCGUCGGACUCGGCGCCGAGGGCGGCAACCUGGGCGACGCGGCGGAGUUGGCGCAGCGCAAGACGACCAACAGCUACGCCGAGUACGUCAACACGGUGCAGGACAGGGCCAGGGAGCGGUACAACAAGCUGGGCUGA